AUGGAUAUGAAACAACAAGAGCACGAUAGGGCAAUGGAAGUAGAAUAUGCAAAAGAAAGGGAGUAUGUACGCCAAGGAAAGAUUGAAAAAAAUGAUCGGGAAACCAUGGCUAUGGAUACAACCCAUAUGUCCCCCGAAACAAAACAAUUUUGGAAGUUAGAACGAAGGGAUGUUAUGAGACGAAGACUUUUUCGUGACGAUGGACCUAGCAACACGGAUUGGUUAAAUGAUCAAAACCAUUAA
Messenger RNA from Prunus armeniaca (apricot), 243 nucleotides. The record is from the annotation of a GenBank genome assembly. NCBI's taxonomy places the organism in Eukaryota, Viridiplantae, Streptophyta, Magnoliopsida, Rosales, Rosaceae.